CGCAAACGGCACCGGUUUCAUUCAGAUAACGAGGAGAAUCGCCAGCGUUUCUGCUAAUUAGUUUCUAAUUAGUUCAGCUAAUUUAAUUAUAAAAUUUGCAGUAAUUAUGUCACGUUAAGGUAAACGUUAACGUUUGCGCUCAAUAUCGGGUGAGUUACAUAUUUCAAGGUCGGUCUUCCACCCCUUUUUAUGAUUUAUGAUUUCACCCUCAAACCACAUAAUUUGUUUUUUCUUGAUUUAUUUACUCAAGACCAGGACAGAGAAGGACCCAUUUUAAUUACCAACGAAUGAGGGAAUAGGUUUCCUGAUCCUGCUUGACUUUUCUGUUGAUUGUCAAUUCAAAAAAACAAAACAAAAGAAAUACAACAGAACACACGGACUUUUCUUUCAUCCGCAGUGCACAGUAUAAAUUCAUACAUACACGCAUACUAAGGCACACAUAUAUACAUAUCAGUUAUUAGGCAUCUACAUGUGUUCAUAUACACAUUUUCUUUCAUCUUACACUGCCGUAUUGAUAAUGCAGAAAUUAUAAGUCUUUUCGCCUACAAGAAUAUAUUUUUGUAUGGAAAUUGGAAAGGACUGAACAAAACUCUUGUGGUCAGUAAAAAAUAUAUCAUUCCCACACUUGUGAACCGAAAUCUACGAGUCACGACUAAAAGCUAAACCGUAAGAAAUAAUUCUUUAAAACAUUUCUCAGAUUUUUGUCUCAGAUUCCUGAAGAAUUGAUAUGGAAGACGUUAAGGACUUGGACACUUCUACCACAACUGAUUUUACCGAUGUAGAUUCAGCAACAUCGAUAGAGAGAGACGAGAAACCUUUAUGGAGUGAACUAUUUAUUAAUCAAGCAUCGAUAAUUGGAACUAUUCCAAAAUAUUGCUGUGAGAUUUGUGGGAAAACCUUCGAUUCUGAACAGGAUUUCUUCACGCAUAAAGACGCACACAAUAAGGACAAACCAUUCCAUUGUGAAAUAUGUGGGAAAUAUUUUGCAUAUAACAGUUAUUUUAUAAGUCAUCAACGAAUCCAUACAGGGGAAAAGCCGUAUCAUUGCGAGAUAUGUGAAAAAUCCUUCACUCAGAAUUCUCACCUUGUUAUCCACAUACGUAGCCAUACGGGGGAGAAACUAUUUCGCUGUGAGAUAUGUGAUAAAUCCUUUGUUUCCAACAGCAAUUUAACAAAACAUAGGCGAAUCCACACGGGGGAAAAACCGUAUCAUUGUGAAAUCUGCUUCAAGUCUUUCGUCUCAAAUUGUAAAUUAACCAGACACAAGCGGAUUCAUACGGGCGAAAGACCGUACCAUUGCGAAACGUGCGGUGAAUCUUUCAUCUGUAGUAGUGUUUUAAACAGACAUAAACGGAUCCACACGGAUGCCAAGCUUUUUCAGUGUGAAAUCUGUGAGAAAACCUUCUUGAUCAUGCUAAUCUUGUCAUUCACGAACGGAUCCAUUCCGGAGAGAACCGUUUGCCUGUGAAAUCUGCGGAAAAGCAUUCAUUACUAAUUCUAAGGUUACGAUCCACAAACGGAGUCACACUGGAGAGAAACUGUUUCCCUGUGAAAUCUGUUGGAAGUCUUUUGUCUCUAAUAAUGUCUUGACGAAACACAAACGAAUUCAUACUGGAGAAAAGAACUUCCAUUGUGAAGUGUGUGCGAAAGCGUUUGGUACUAACAGCGAUUUAAUCAGACACAGACGAAUCCACACGGGGGAGAAACCAUACCACUGUGACAUCUGUGGGAAAUCCUUUACUCAGAAUUCUUGCCUUGUUAUUCACACUCGUAGCCAUUCGGGAUUGAAACCGUAUCACUGUGAAGUGUGCGGGAAAUCUUUUGUUGAUAAUAGUAAUCUAAACAGACACAGACAAACACACGCUAAAGAGAAAGCUUUCAACUUUAAAACUGUGGUAGAAGCUAAACCUUUUAACCAUGACACUUCGGCAGAAGCUAAGGCUUUUAUCUAUGGAACUUCAGCAGAACCUGAGCCUUUUAAGCAUGAAACUUCGGUAGAAGCUAAGGCUUUUAUCUAUGGAACUUCAGCAGAACCUGAGCCUUUUAAGCAUGAAACUUCGGUAGAAGCUAAGCCUUUUAUCUAUGGAACUUCGGCAGAACCUGAGCCUUUUAACCAUGAAACUUCGGUAGAGGCUAAGGCUUUUAACCGUGACACUUCGGUAGAUGCUAAGCUUUUUAACUGUGGAACUUCGGUAGAAGCUAAGGCUUUUAACUGUGGAACUUCGGUAGAAGCUAAGGCUUUUAACUCUGAAACUGUGGUAGAACCUAAGCCUUUUAACUAUAAAACUUCAGUAAAGGCUAAGGCUUUUAACUAUGGAACUUCAGUAGAGGCUAAGCCUUUUAACUCUGAAACUGUGGUAGAAGCUAAGCCUUUUAACUGUGGAACUUUGGUAGAGGCAAAGCCUUCAAAAUGUGAAACUUUGGUAGAGGCUAAGCCUUUAAACUGUGAAACUUUGGUAGAGGCUAAACCGUCAAAUUGUGAAACUUUGGAAGAGGCUAAACCUUCAAACUGUGAAACUUUGGAAGAGGCUAAGCCUUAUAACUGUGACACUUCGGUAGAGGCUGUCUGAUAUGUUUAUAAACAAUGACUCACACUACAAAAGGAAGAGACCAACCGCAUUCACUCAAUUUACAAGUAAAUCAUCAUUGUACUGAGAUUAAUUAAACAGAGUUAAUUACUAUUCUAUAAUGAAUUUUACCGACACAAAACCGCACAUCUUGGGAAUUUUGUAGACAUUCAUUGAUUCCACAUGUUUAGUUUAAUUAAGAAUUUAUAAACAAAUAAUGGUGCCUGUGUUUAUCGAAAUUAAUUAACUUGACUUAAUUAUCACUUUAUAAUAUAAACAAUUUUGGUUAACAUUUGAGGAUCCCAGCAUUUGGUUCCCAUGCUGUCCCUUUUGUUUCAUAAAGGAGAUUGUUGUUCACCUCUUUGAUGUCUUUGUCAAUCUUUUUCUUUUAAAUUUCAACUCAUGAGUUCACCAUGCAUGCAUUGUUGAACAUACAUCAUGAUGAAUUAAGUUGGAAAAAGAAAAAAAACCCCAUUGUCUUUGAAUUCUUGUAAUCUAUGAAUGUAGUCUCUUUUGGGAGAAACACCUUCAUUAAAGAUUUGGGAAAUUCUUA
This is a messenger RNA of Octopus sinensis (East Asian common octopus), 3120 nucleotides long. RefSeq names its product zinc finger protein 525-like. Bases 728 to 1468 code for a protein of 246 amino acids. Lineage: Eukaryota; Metazoa; Mollusca; Cephalopoda; Octopoda; Octopodidae. The transcript is spliced from 2 exons. The record is from RefSeq and is a predicted model, not a curated record. Gene Ontology annotation, biological process: regulation of transcription by RNA polymerase II. Gene Ontology annotation, molecular function: DNA-binding transcription factor activity; RNA polymerase II cis-regulatory region sequence-specific DNA binding.